Conger conger (European conger) is the source of this 3616-nucleotide messenger RNA. RefSeq names its product caveolae associated protein 4b (gene cavin4b). Lineage: Eukaryota; Metazoa; Chordata; Actinopteri; Anguilliformes; Congridae. Gene Ontology annotation, cellular component: cytoplasm; caveola. The record is from RefSeq and is a predicted model, not a curated record. The coding region runs from base 275 to 1285 and encodes 336 amino acids. The transcript is spliced from 2 exons. Gene Ontology annotation, biological process: regulation of gene expression.
GUGGGGUUUUGCUCUCUUCUCUGAUUCCACAGAAAUAACCAGCCCACACUGGGGGUAAGUGGUCUCCACAUUCUGCCGCAAGUCUGGCUAUCAUCUCCUCCGCUCCACCAAACUGAUGGUCCACAAACCUUCUUGAUUUUAAAGAUCUGGGAUCAUAGCUCUGAGAAUCCAAGCCUGGUGAGAGCCUGUGACCUGGUCUGCAUUUGCCUGCUGAAAAGGGAGGGUGUUUAUAAGAGUCUGUGCUUAUUUUCAACAGAGGUACUGAAUCCAAACAAUGGCGGACAAAUUUGAAGUAUCAGGCGUAGAAGAUGAGACAGCUCACCCCCUGAAUCUCCUGUCCUUGCUUGAGCGGGUGGCAGGCAUCAUAACUGAGGUACAGACAUGCCAGCAACGCAUGGAGGAGCGGCAGUUGGAGCUGGAGGGCAAUGUGAAGACGAUCCAGGCUGAAGUGCUCAAGCUAGCCAAGGACCACACCAUCACUAGCAGCACAGUGGACAAACUGCUGGAGAAAACCUGCAAAGUCGGCGCCAACAUCAAGGAUGUGCGGGUUCGUUUGGAGAAGCAGAACCUGCGUGUCAAGAAGGUGGAGACCACACAGGAGGAACUACUAACCAAGAACAAGUUCCGGGUUGUUAUCUAUCAGGGGGAAAAUGAGAUCCCCUCAGUGCCCUCUGCAAAGUCACCAGAAGGAGCCAGUGUCGAGGGGCCAGAGGAGCCAGACGCCAUAGAUCCUCCAGUUGAGUUGUCCUCAGAUGAGGAAUACAUGGUGGUGGAAGAGGCAGGCUCAUCUACUGCAGGCCGCCUGAAAAAGACGGGCCUGAAGCGCAUUGAGAGCAUCAAGGCAACAUUCUCCAGGGAGAACUUGGCCAAGACCAAAGAGAGCCUGGGCACCAAGGUCAACCGCCUGGGUGAACGCAUUGUGACAGCAGAGCGGCGGGAGAAGAUACGCCAGUCUGGCGAGAGACUAAAGCAGUCCGGAGAGAGGCUCAAGGAAACCAUAGUGAAGAAUGUGCCAGCCAAGCUGAACCUGAAGAAGGAGAGGACUGUGGCAGAGGGCCAGGAGGGGGCAGAGGGAGCCACAGAGGGGGCCGCACCAGUCCCUCCUCCCAAGGGCCGCAAAUCCAGCCCUGACGUCACCUACACUGAAGUAGUGACAGAGGGCAAGCUAGAGGGCCCAGUGUCCGAGCUGACUGGUGCCCGAAGAGUAGAUGAUGGCAGAUUGCAGUACAGCGAUGAUGGCAAAGGGGAAGAAGUUCCAAUGUAUGACAUGAAACAGCUCUCCUAAACAGAGCUCUCCUAAACAGCUAGAGCUUCCUGAGAAGAACACAAGCAACACUGCUGUAGAGGUGAACUUCCAGAAUAUUCUUUUAAAAAUAUUACAAUAACUAAUAUUUUUAAAAAAAACAUUUUUUACAGUACAUUGCCAACCCUUGAGCUCUAAAGGGUUAUAGUGUUAGGGUUUUUUUCAGUUUUGGGAGUUUUUUUUCAGCUCAAAUGAAUAGAGAGAGAAUAGAGAGGCCAACCCGGCAAGAGGAUUUUAUGGUAUUGACAAACUGUUUUUGGAAAUCUCAGGGGGUAGGAGGUAGCACCAGCAGUUUUUUUCGCCACUUUUCUUCUACAUUGAAAAGGAUAUACAUAUACAAAAGAACUGUUAUUGAAUGAACAUUAUUUUUUGGUGGAAUUCCAAGAAAAUUUGUACAUGAACUGGUGUUGACUGUCCUCCAACUGCGCAGUGAUUGUUGUUGUCUGACUGGCAAUGGAAUGUUAGAAUGGAACUGGAAGUACAAAAAUAAGGUACUGUACUUAUGAUGAUUAAAGUGUUGGAUGGCUAUGUCUAAUGUCGAAAAGCAAAGUGAAGCGAGUGAUGAUAUGAAUAAAAAUAGAAAUGGAUAAUUUCAAGCAGCAGGUUUGUAUCUCAUGCUCAUUUCAAAUUUCUGACAAAUAAUCCAAUACAUUUAAUCUUUGUUAAUAUAAAAAAAGCUAUAAACUAUAAAAGAUCUCAAUCAGCUGGUCUCUGAGGAGUAUCUUAAUAAUAAUUUUAAGAAAGAAUAACACUUUGGAUACCAUUUAAUUAAAACUGCUUAAUAUGGAUGAGCUUUUUCACAUACUAUUGUAAGAAAAUAUGCACCUGUAUUCUGUCAUGUGGUUAUGUCAUAUUUUACACAGUACUGUGUGCAAUCCCGCUUUAUAUGAAGUGUCUAUAAUAGUGGUGCACUUGGUAACUAGAUGAGUAAGUACUAAUCAAUCAAUCAAUCUAUCAAUUUUUAUUUGUAUCAUGCUUUUAACAAAAGGACUUUUUCCACAAAGCAGCUUUACAGAGAACUGGCCCGCAAAAGUAUGCUUAGGGCAACAGUGGCAAGGAAAAUCUCCCUGGCAUACAAAAAGAAACCUUGAACAGAACCUGACUUAGUGGGGGAACCCAUCUGUUGCUGGUUAACCCCAGUUUCUUGCAAAAAUGGUUGUAAAUAUAAACAGAUUAAUUAUAGUACAUUAAUGUCCAAUCCAAAGUAAUUGAGUCUAAGCAGAGAUGACUCCAGUAAUGUGGAGGGAUGGCAGGAACACCAAUGGAUGGCACUGUCAGGCAAGGGGAAUACUAAGUAACUACAGUGUAAGUACACACUGGUACAUAAUACCUACAGCUCUAAUACUUGUGCAAUUCCACAUACUGUAUGUAACAAACUGUACUCUAUGUAAUGGUAUGCAUAAGAACAAAUAUGUCACAAGAAAUGGGUAACAACAUUUAUUUCAGUUAGUAUAUGUUUGUAACAUGCAUACACAAGCCUACUUCAUUGUUAGUUCUAAUUCAACAUGCAACCAGCAAAUUAUAAGUGCAUUGCAUUGAUUGAUUGAUUGAAAUCAAACAUUAUUUCCUUUAAGUUUUAAUUGCAUUGCAAAAUGUUAACUACAAUAUUGAAGAGUACUUGUUGAAGUUGAAAUCCCUUGUGUUAAUACAUGUACUAAAUGUGGUUACAGAAUUCCUACAUACAUACUGAAGUAAAAAAAGUGUUCCCAAUUUCUUGUUACAUAUGUGGAAUUACACAGGGAUUACAGCUGUUUAUACGAUGUAGCAGUGUGUACACUGUAGUUACUUAGUACUUACUCAUCUAGUUACCAUGCAAGUACACAGGUAUUAGAGAUACUGAAUAUAACGUUGGACCCUGUUUGCUAUUCUAGAAAAAUAUUUCAGUUUGUAAAACUUAUGAGUAACUGUGUUUUAAAUGUCAAUUAUAUACAAAAAUGCCCUUACUGCUAGUUCAUACAGCAUUAUUGCUCAGCAUUUCAAACACACACAUUAAGUAUGCUCUCCUUGCUGCACUACAUACAGACCUUUGCAUGGAUUUUGAAUUUAGUUCAAAUAUCUUGCCUUUCAUAUGACCUUACAGAAUGGACUACUAACCACAUUGCAGGUAAGGGGUAAAACCAUUUCUUUUUUUUUAAAACAGUGUAUUUGUACAUGUAUUUGUAUUUUUGUAACCAAUGAAUCAAUGAAUUUAUUUUCUGCAUGUAAUAGUUUCUGCACCUUAGUGAAUAGUAGUACAUUAACGCAGUGUUUUGCGUGCAAUUCUAAAAAUGUGAACUGUAAAAUUAAAGACAAUGCUAUUAUGUGUACAUGUAA